CAGGAUGAACCGGUGAACGAUGGAACGACCGAUGCUGUCGAAUAUGCUCGGCCACGCCACUACCGACCUCGAUCGGCAUAGCCAUUGUUGCCGUCGGUACAUACCGCCGCCGCGUGGGCGGAGCCGCCUGCUAUCAGAUCUAUGCUCCUUCGUAUUCUAAAUCUCACUCUCAGUGACCGCGAGAACAAUCAAUCAUCGCUUAUAAGCCGAGGAUUCACUGAGAGUUGUGGUGCCUACUUGCAGUAAUAUGAUCAAGGAAUUUAAAGAGUGGAGAGUGUGCUUCUCUUGAGGUGUCAAGAAGUCGUUGGCCACCUGUUUUGAUGGAAUAGAGAAUCUGCCUUUGUUUGGGUCAAUGUCAGACUGGAAGAGCUUCUUUUGGAUGAUUUUCUAGCAUCUGACUUCUGUAGUGGUUGUGCUUUCAGCAGCCGAGGAUUCACUGAGAGCUGCGGUGCCUACUUGCAGUAAUAUGAUCAAGGAAUUUAGAGUGAUUGUGUUGAAAGAUGAACCAUGGCAAGGCAGAGCUCUUGGGAGGGUUGAGCCCUAAAGGCCCAAAGCUGGACGAGGUCGCCUUUGAUCAACCUAUUCCGAUCCCUGACCUCAUUCCAAUUGGUGAUCAAAUUGUAAAUGCAGUUGGCGGACAUAUCCCACUUCCUCAGGGUGAUAGGGCAGACAGAGGUGCCGUCAGGUUGAAUCAAUGGAACAUUUUCAAUCCUUGUUCCACAGUGGAGAGUGUGCUUCUCUUUGGGUGUCAAGAAAUCGUUGGCCACCUGUUUUGAUGGAAUAGAGAAUCUGCCUUAGUUUGGGUCAAUGUCAGACUGGAAGAGCUUCUUUUGGAUGACGAGAACCGCCUCCUCCUCCCUCCCUUUCAUCUCCCUCACUUUACGCUUGAACUCUGGUGGCAGCUCCACCGCUGCGGAACAAGAAGCACUGUUACUAGUCACCUUCCUCCUCUUGUUCUUGUCGUCUUUGUUCAAUGGAUGAGGGUGACUUGCAGAAGGGCAAUCUGAGCAGCAUGCAAGAGCUAGUCGAAUGGAGUCAGUGUUUGCUGCGGCUGAUGGAUGGGAAAGACGGGUCUCAAAAACCCAUCUUUGAUGUCACAUCGUGGCCGCAUCCUGGUAGGGAGAGACCUCUUUUUCUUGGGGGGAUUGCAACCAAGAAGGUGAUGAUCAUAUUCUUCUCCUCCUUUUUCUUUCAAGAAUGCCAUCUCUAUCUCGCUUCAGCAGAGAAUCGAAUGGAAAUUGAAGAGAACAAGAAAGCAAUUGAGAGAAUUUGGAGGCGGAGGCUAAAGAUUAAGUUCUUGAACCAUUGUCAAAAGGGGAAUGCCUCUUCUUCUUCUAAUCCUACUGAUGCUGAGGUCUUUUCACUUGCAAAAGAGAUCUGGGGACUUGGUGGAGUGGCUGUUGAACAGAAUGGUGGAAAGGGGGAGGAGGAGGGUAUUUGGACAGGUAAUCCAGCCCUCCCUUCUCCCUUUCAACUUCAGCUACACCAUUCAUAGUAACCAGUUUGCCGUUUCCCUUUCCAUCUGUCUGUUCAUUUGCCCCAUCAACCGCUGUGGUCUGAGUAUCCUCUCUCUCAACAGCAGGGGUCUGAAUAUCUUUAGUAGCAGCAGUAUGAGUCUUUUUAUUAGAACCACUCGUAUUUUUAACCUCCAGAGGCCUUUUCCCCUUUCCACCAUUUUGUUCAACAGCCACUCCACCAGGUCCCAGAUCUCUUUUGCAAGUGAAAAGACCUCAGCAUCAGUAGGAUUAGAAGAAGAAGAGGCAUUCCCCUUUUGACAAUGGUUCAAGAACUUAAUCUUUCAGCCCCGUUUGGUACACGGAAUUCAAAUUAUGGAAUUGGAAUUGAAGACUUCAAUUCCAAUUCUCGUGUUUGGUGUCACAAAAAUUAUGUGGAUUUGGAAUUGGUAGUUCAAAAAAUGAAUUGGAAUUGGUGAAUUCAAUUCUAUGGAUUUGAAUCCCAUGGAAUUUUAAUUCCAAUUCAAUUCCAAUUCCAUCAAUUCCGUGUACCAAACGGACCCUUAGAGAAUUUGGUCUCCAAUUCAAUUCGGCAGCAAGAGAUUCGAAUUGAAGAACAAGGAAGCUUACGGAGAGAAAUUGGAAACGAGGGAGGCGCGCCGCAAAUCCACCUGAAAGCGCACUUACUGGCGAGAGUUUAAUGGGG
Cuscuta campestris is the source of this 2160-nucleotide messenger RNA. The record is from the annotation of a GenBank genome assembly. NCBI's taxonomy places the organism in Eukaryota, Viridiplantae, Streptophyta, Magnoliopsida, Solanales, Convolvulaceae.